AUGGAGAAUUAUCCAACAAUAUUUCAAGCUUCAUCUUCAACCCCAGCUGCUUCUCAUUUGUCUAUGUUAAACAUGGCGAAUUCUCAUGCAGGAGCUGAAUUUCAAGAUCAAAAGUUAAAUCAGUACUUGGGGCUGAUGCCACCUCGUACUGAAACUCCUAUUUCGUUCAUGAACAAUAAUAUUGUUGCUCAGAGGAAUAACCUCGGAGAUGCCGGAACUGCAGAGGUUAAAUCGGACAAGAAAUAUAAGGUCGAGAAGAAACCUCGAAAACCUAAAUUUGCUUUUCAGACAAGAAGUCAGGUUGAUAUACUCGAUGAUGGGUACAGAUGGAGGAAAUAUGGUCAGAAAGCUGUGAAAAACAACAGAUUUCCAAGAAGCUAUUAUCGUUGCACGCAUCAAGGGUGCAACGUCAAGAAGCAAGUUCAAAGGCUAUCUAAAGACGAAGAAAUAGUAGUCACAACAUAUGAAGGACAGCACUCCCAUCCAAUGCAAAAAUCCAUGGAAAACUUCGAGCAUAUUCUCAGUCAAAUGCAAAUUUAUAAUUCCUGUUAA
Fraxinus pennsylvanica is the source of this 552-nucleotide messenger RNA. NCBI's taxonomy places the organism in Eukaryota, Viridiplantae, Streptophyta, Magnoliopsida, Lamiales, Oleaceae. The record is from the annotation of a GenBank genome assembly.